Messenger RNA from Phymastichus coffea, 1242 nucleotides. RefSeq names its product venom acid phosphatase Acph-1-like. The transcript is spliced from 6 exons. NCBI's taxonomy places the organism in Eukaryota, Metazoa, Arthropoda, Insecta, Hymenoptera, Eulophidae. Gene Ontology annotation, molecular function: phosphatase activity. Gene Ontology annotation, biological process: dephosphorylation. The record is from RefSeq and is a predicted model, not a curated record. The coding region runs from base 1 to 1242 and encodes 413 amino acids.
AUGAAAUUAGUUAUCAUAUCGUACGUCUGUACAUUUUUAUUGUCCUCGACAGCAGAUGAAAACUGUGAUGACUUCAAAGUGGAGCAGAUACAAGUACUUUUUAGACACGGAGCUAGGACUCCCAUUGCAAAAGGAAUAAAGAUUUUGAAUAGCACAGAUUAUUCAGUGUAUGAACCUCCCGGCUUCGGAGAAUUGACGAAGGAAGGCAAGCUACAAGAAUACAGUUUUGGUAAAUUUUUGCGGACGCGCUACGCGAAUUUCUUGAAUUCUACUGAUGAAUUAAAGGAUGUUUACGGAUACGCGAGCGACACUGCCCGCACAAAAAUGUCGCUACAGUUAUUACUAGCCGGCCUCUAUCCACCAGAUAGAUUCGCUAGAUGGCACCCUCUUUUGAACUGGAGUCCUAUACCGUAUUCUUAUGCACCGGAGAAAUGGGAUAUUCUACUUUCAGCUUGCAAGAAUGUCAAGUUUUUGAAGUCGUACUUAAAAAUAAUACUAUCAGAAAAAUUUCUAGCUGAAAUUGCCAAUUAUUCCGAAUUCCUCGACUUCGUGGCAAAAAGUACGAAUGGUAUAAAAUCUCUGAUGAAUACAAUAAUGAUAUUCGAUAACUUAAUUUCUAACGAGUACAUGAAACUACCUCUACCAAUUUGGUAUACGACUGAAGUCAGGCAAACGUUUAUGGAAUUCGCGGCGUUCGUAUGGGAUUCGACGACAGCGACAACGGAGACAAAGAGAUUGGGAAUUGGCUCGUUGAUCAAAACCUUCGUAGAAAAUAUGAAUCUAAAUGGAACAAUAGAAAGACCUCGGAAAAUUUAUUUGUACGGAGGCCACGACAUGAACGUAGCCAUGUUCACGAGGUCUCUCGGCAUAACGGAAUUGCGCUAUCCGUUGUUCGGGAGUGCGGUGAUUUUCGAGAAGCUGCACGAUUCCAAAAGCCAUGUUCACGUGAGAGUUUUAUCUUGGGAUGGCCUUGGUAAUUUGCAAGCUUUGAAGCUCGGCAACGGGAAAACGUGCAGCCCCAUUGCUGAUUACUUAAACAUUGUCAAGCCAGUCAUACCAUCCGCAGAGGAAAUGGAUGCCAUGAUAGGAAUUCAAAGUCCUAAGGAGAUUCGAGAUGUGUUUUUCACCAGUGUUAACAGACCGCCGCACCUCUUCGAUGAAUUACGCAAUCUUUCCAGAAGUGUCUUCAACUCUAAAAUUCCUUCGCCUGUAGAUUUCUUUGGUUAUUUAUUUGAUUUGUAG